This is a messenger RNA of Lampris incognitus (smalleye Pacific opah), 4861 nucleotides long. RefSeq names its product hepatic leukemia factor-like. NCBI's taxonomy places the organism in Eukaryota, Metazoa, Chordata, Actinopteri, Lampriformes, Lampridae. Bases 642 to 1823 code for a protein of 393 amino acids. Gene Ontology annotation, biological process: regulation of transcription by RNA polymerase II. Gene Ontology annotation, cellular component: nucleus. The transcript has 5 exons. The record is from RefSeq and is a predicted model, not a curated record. Gene Ontology annotation, molecular function: RNA polymerase II cis-regulatory region sequence-specific DNA binding; DNA-binding transcription factor activity, RNA polymerase II-specific.
CGAGAGAGGCGCGGAGGGAGGGAAAACAGGCCCCUCCCCCCCCCGCGCGAGGAGCCGCAGACGGCGACAGGACGGAGAGGGGAGAGCAAUACGACUUGUCAUCUGACCGACGGGACCUUUACAGACGCACGCACACUUGUUUUUCUCUCGCCGCCGCUCUCCGACCGCUGUCUUCUUCUUCUUCGGCGGGGACCUUUUGCCAUAUCGCCUCGCAAAGCCAGUCGGGGGCAGCAGCGAAGAAGAAGGGAAGAAGUCGCGGCGCGCUGUUCUUCCAACUUCAGCCGCAUCUCGGCCCGGCCGACCCAGUCGUCUUCCCUCCGACCGUGGUGUGUUUGUUAUGGACUCAAGUCGCUGCGCGGACUGACCCCCACACCCCACCCCGCCCCCACCCCGCCUCGCCUCGCCUCGCCACACAAGCCCGGCGCCGGAGUCUUACAGCGGACUAUAACAACAACAACAACAACAACAACAACAACAACACCUGUACCGCUGCGCCCAGUUACCGGAAUACUUCUACGUGAAAAUGAGACGACGUGGGGUCCAGCACACAACCGACAACAAGUAAAAGGUGUUCCGGCCAGUUUUUCAAGAUCACCAUUUGCACCCGAGCUUUCGUACUACAGACCCCCAUCCGACCGAGGAUGUCCAGGCAGCUCUCUCAGCUUUUGACUCCUGACCUCCCAGCUGGCGCGAGCCCGCAGUUCGGGAUUUGCUCUCAGCCCGGAGGCUCCCUCACGGGUGGGAACCUGAACUCCAUGACAGGUCUUAAGUCCCUCCUGCAGCAUCCCAUGAAGGGGGAUCAGCGAGUAAAAACUCCAUGCGAUGUCAAAGACAAAGACAGAUCUCUGGACCUGGACGAGGACUCGUUGGGGGUGUGCUCCAUGAGGAACGGGAAUGGAAUAAGCAGCAACAACAACAACAACAACAACAACAACAACAGCAGCAGUAAUAACUGUGGGGGAAGCGGGGGCAAUGGCGGCGGAGGCUUCAACCAGUUCCUGGGGUCCCUCCUGUGGGACCGGACCCUGCCCGCGGACGGGGGCCUGUUCCAGCUGCAGUACAUGGACUUGGAAGAGUUUCUGACAGAUAACGGCAUGGCCAGUGUCCACAACAACAACUCCAGCUCGGCCCAGAUCCCUUCGCAGAGCUCCCAGUCGGCCAUGCCCAACCAGAGCUCUCAGUGCCCACCGUCCUCACCUCCGCCCUGCUCGUCGUCCUCCUCCUCCUCCUCCUCUUCCUCCUCCUCCUCCUCUUCCUCCCCUUCACUCAUUGGCCUGGAAGUGGCACAGCCGCAGAGCUUGCUGGGAGGAGCCGACUGUCUACACGGCAACCAGACGAGUAUGAACGACUCCUGUGAGUCACCCUCCUCCUCCUCCUCCUCCUCCUCCUCCUCCUCCUCGUCUUCCUGUGCGCCCAUGCUCACGCCCACGGGCAGCGGGCCCGAUGUGAUGGGAAUGUUUGACAUGGAUUCUUCGGACAUGGCGCUGUCCAGCGUCCCCGGCCAGGAGAGCUUCGACCCCAGGAGGCACCGCUUCACUGAGGAGGAGCUCAAGCCACAGCCCAUGAUCAAGAAGGCGCGCAAGAUGCUGGUACCCGAUGACAUGAAGGAUGAAAAGUACUGGUCCAGGAGGUGUAAAAACAACGAGGCAGCAAAGCGCUCCCGUGACGCUCGCCGUCUCAAGGAGAACCAGAUAUCGGUGCGCGCCGCCUACCUGGAGAGGGAGAACGCCGCUCUCAGACAGGAAGUGGCCGAGAUGCGGAAGGAACUUGGCCGCUGUCGCAACAUCCUUAGUAAAUACGAGAACCGUCUCGGCGACCAGUGAUGAAAGGGAGGAACGAAGAGCGGAGACGAAGAUUAAACUAGGUGGAUCAAAAGGACUCUCGUUUUUAGGAUGGGAUGAUGGACAGAAUUGGGUUGUGAUGAUGAUGAUGAUUAUGGUCCUGAUGAUGAGGAGGAGGAGGAGGAGGAGAAUGAUGAUGAAUGUAUGAGACAAGGAGAAGGGUUUAUAUAUAAAUAUAUAUCGAAGCUCAGGUGUCUUAUUUUGUUGAGGUGUCAGUGGACGGUCCUAAAAGGUGACGGACAGAGGGAUUAAUCAAGAGAGACGAACGACGUGACCUUUAAGGGUUUUGUUAUUGGAGAUAUGUAUAUUUUUAUAAUACUAAAGUAAAAUUAGCUUGAGAGCAAAUUUGGAGAUUAAUUUUUGUAUAUUUUCUACAUGACUGGGACAUAGAGACAUGGAACGCAAUGUUAAAUAUCUUUUCAAUGUAGAUUAGUGGGGAGAUGGUAUAUUGAGGAUGCAGUCAACCUUAGUUGGGUAUCUUUUUUUCUUUUUUUUCUUGGACUUGAUUGGAGUGAGGAUGCAGCGACGGGGGGGGGGGGCUGGACAUUUCAGUUGUAAAUUUAAGAGAGCAAAAUGAUCUUUAAAUUGUAUAGUUUUUGUGGAUUUUACUCGAGCACUCGGGUUUUUCCCCCGGCUAUGUUUGUGUCACCGGGAACGGGCAUGAAGAGACUGGGAGUGAGAGAGAACGGUGGAUGGCAUGUGCGAAGUCGUGCACUAUCCUCACUACUUUGUCCUUUGCAAGUGAGUGCAAAAAAAAAAAAAAAAAAGUUUUACAUUUUUGCUAUACACUAUUUAAUUUACUUGGUGCUUAGGUUCCCUAUUGACCAUGCACAGUAAUCUGUCACAUUAGGAUUAUUCCAGUUUCACACAGGGUAAAAUCUCGUGAAAUCGGUGUGGGCUCGUCAAGCCCGUGCUCACAUCGAACCAUUUCUCUCUCUCCUCUUCUGUUGUCGAAUGCUUCGGCUCCACUCCGUUGUUUGAUAUUUCACCUAAAAUGGUGCCGGGCUGGGUUGUGUUGCCCCCAGGUAACGCGGGGUCUUCCUGUUCUCCUCUUCUGAAUUGUUAUGUCACCACCACCCUCCCUCUGUGUCUGUAUCUGUAGCUCAACUGAUCCAUCUCCAGCUGCGCUCACUCUCAUCCAGUCUCCACACAUUUUUCAAAGCAUAAGCUUCCCGCGGCAUCUUGUCCGAUGUCUUGAUGCAUGCUCAGUAAUCCAGCUGAGAAGAUCAAAGAAGGCUGAAUCAGUUUAUCUGGAUACAAUGUUUAUUGCCAGAUACGUUUCAUCACUCAAAUCCAUCUGGAUACAAUGUUUAUCUGGAUACAAUGUUUAUCUGGAUACAAUGGUUGUCGACAGAUACGUUUCAUCACAUUUCAAAUGUAUCUGUCGAUAAGCAUUGUAUCUAGAUAAGCAUUGUAUCUAGAUAAGCAUUGUAUCCAGAUGAACAUUGUAUCCAGAUGAACAUUGUGUCCAGAUAAACAUUGUAUCCAGAUGAACAUUGUAUCCAGAUAAGCAUUGUAUCCAGAUAAACAGUGUAUCCAGAUGAACAGUGUAUCCAGAUAAACAUUGUAUCCAGAUAAACAUUGUAUCCAGAUGGACAGUGAAUCCAAAUGAACAUUGUAUCCAGAUAAGCAUUGUAUCCAGAUAAACAGUGUAUCCAGAUAAACAUUGUAUCCAGAUGAACACUGUGUCCAGAUAGAUAUUGUAUCCAGAUGAACUGAUCCAGCCUUCUUUGAUCUUCUUGCCCUAUGUAUAUGUAUGCUGGUACAUAGCCUAGUCGCAUCCCGGCGUCCUUAACACACUCUUGACAUAAUCCCAUCAGCCACCCCAGGAGAGCGCACCUUGAUUUUACUGUACUUUAUUAGUGAGCUUAAAUUCAUCGAGCGUCAGUAUUUGUGGAUUUAAGUGAAACGUGUUGUCAAUAUUGGGUAGGCCCGUACGGGCUCUUGUGUGUUUGGUGGAGGUCUACAAACAGGUGAUUGAGUGGUGAGAUGAGUGUGUAAGCAUGCGUAUGAAAGUGAAAUCCCAGGAGAUGGGUUUGGUGAUUCCAUUGAUUGGAAUGAUGUUGAUUUCUCAGAUUUCUGGGAUAAAUAAUAGCCAAAAGUUCCUUACAUUGAUUCACAAAGCUUGUUGAUAUGUAUUUUUUUGGUUUUUUUUUUUUGCUGUUCUUUCUAUACAGUGGUCCUGACUGUUUACUCUUGUCUAUCAGCAUCUCUGUGUGCCCCCCCCCCCCACCGACACGGGGGGGGGCGGCACGGUACAUCACCUAGUAUGUUCCCUGGCCAAACCAGUGAUAGACUCGUUAUUUUUUUUUUUUUAUCCCCUCAAUGACCAUGUUGAAUAGCUACCAUACUACUAUGAUUAUUGUUACGAUUAUGAUUGUUAUCCCUCUUUGUUGUUGCUCUUCUGUAUUACUGAACGAUUCUCUUUGUUUUGGACGGACACAAUCCGCUGCACCUUGAAACGUCUCGGUCUCAAAAAGGCUCCUCAGAGAGACUCGUUCUGCUCGGUGCUCCCGGACGGACUCCACAUUCAGCUGAACUCGGCUGGCCCCCAGCCCCCCCACCCCCACCCCCCCUCGAGGACGGCCGUCUUUUCUCGGUUCCUCUCUUGUCGCCCGCGGCCUCCUCAGGCCACGGCGGUUCAUCGGACACUCUGGAGACGGACGCCGCGCAGACUCACUUUAACCUGCCAUCGCAGCGGGCCGCUCCGUUCUCCAGCUUUGUAUGGACUAUGCACACUAUCUACAUAUUUCUUGUUGGUUUAUUUCUGCCUCCCCACCCCCACCCCACCCCCACCCAGCCCCCUGUUUUUACCUCAAUCAAGUGAUCGUUCGCUCUCCCAACAGGAUGUAGUCUCUCUAAUACCCUCACAGAUGUGGUUAAUAACUCUGUAGUGACUCUAAUUGAAUGGUAACUACCCCGCUGUGUCAGUGGUGUCCAUGUUGCCCAGCCCGUCGGGCGCUGGUGUUUUUGGAUGUAGUUCAGAUUUCCCGAAAAACACCAAUAAAAGAUUGUUCUCA